GGGGACGCGGGGCGGCGGGCGUGUCCGAAGUCGCGCGCGGCUGGCGCGCGGUCCCGAGUGAAAGGAGAAGGAGGGGCACUGGGGGUGACGGUGCGGAGCCGCUGCCAGCGCUGGGCGAGAGUCGGCGGCCGGAUCCGAGGAGCAGGCGGGCCUGAGGCCGAGUCAGCUGCGCGGGCCCCCGACUCCCCCGACAGAGCGCCGGCGGUGUCUGGCCAGGCGGUAGGCGCUGCCUGGCCGCGGCGGGGAAGAUGUUCAGCGUAGAGUCGCUGGAGCGGGCGGAGCUGUGCGAGAGCCUCCUCACUUGGAUCCAGACAUUUAAUGUGGAUGCACCAUGCCAGACCGUGGAAGAUUUAACGAAUGGGGUUGUGAUGGCCCAGGUUCUUCAAAAGAUAGAUCCUGCAUAUUUUGAUGAAAAUUGGCUAAACAGAAUCAAAACUGAAGUAGGAGAUAAUUGGAGGCUAAAGAUAAGCAAUUUAAAGAAAAUUUUAAAAGGAAUCUUGGAUUAUAAUCAUGAGAUUUUAGGACAGCAAAUUAAUGACUUUACCCUUCCUGAUGUGAACCUUAUUGGGGAGCAUUCUGAUGCAGCAGAGCUUGGAAGGAUGCUUCAGCUCAUCUUAGGCUGUGCUGUGAACUGUGAACAGAAGCAAGAGUACAUCCAAGCCAUUAUGAUGAUGGAGGAAUCUGUUCAACAUGUUGUCAUGACAGCCAUUCAAGAGCUGAUGAGUAAAGAAUCUCCUGUCUCUGCUGGAAAUGAUGCCUAUGUUGACCUUGAUCGUCAGCUGAAGAAAACUACAGAGGAACUAAAUGAAGCUUUGUCAGCAAAGGAAGAAAUUUCUCAAAGAUGCCAUGAAUUGGAUAUGCAGGUUGCAGCAUUGCAGGAAGAGAAAAGUAGUUUGUUGGCAGAGAAUCAGGUAUUAAUGGAAAGACUCAAUCAAUCUGAUUCUAUAGAAGACCCUAACAGUCCAGCAGGAAGAAGGCAUUUGCAGCUCCAGACUCAAUUAGAACAGCUCCAAGAAGAAACAUUCAGACUAGAAGCAGCCAAAGAUGAUUAUCGAAUACGUUGUGAAGAGUUAGAAAAGGAGAUCUCUGAACUUCGGCAACAGAAUGAUGAACUGACCACUUUGGCAGAUGAAGCUCAGUCUCUGAAAGAUGAGAUCGACGUGCUGAGACAUUCUUCUGAUAAAGUAUCUAAACUAGAAGGUCAAGUAGAAUCUUAUAAAAAGAAGCUAGAAGACCUUGGUGAUUUAAGGCGGCAGGUUAAACUCUUAGAAGAGAAGAAUACCAUGUAUAUGCAGAAUACUGUCAGUCUAGAGGAAGAGUUAAGAAAGGCCAACGCAGCGCGAAGUCAACUUGAAACCUACAAGAGACAGGUAGUAGAACUACAAAAUAGAUUAUCCGAAGAAUCAAAGAAAGCAGAUAAACUAGAUUUUGAAUAUAAGCGGCUAAAAGAAAAAGUUGACAGUCUUCAAAAAGAAAAGGACAGGCUGAGAACAGAAAGGGAUUCUCUGAAGGAAACCAUUGAAGAGCUUCGUUGUGUACAAGCUCAAGAAGGGCAGCUCACAACACAAGGGUUAAUGCCUCUUGGAAGUCAGGAGUCUUCAGACAGUCUAGCUGCAGAGAUUGUUACACCUGAAAUCAGGGAGAAACUUAUUCGUCUUCAGCAUGAGAAUAAGAUGUUAAAGCUUAACCAAGAAGGUUCGGACAAUGAAAAAAUAGCCUUAUUGCAGAGCCUUCUAGAUGAUGCAAAUCUACGCAAGAAUGAACUGGAGACAGAGAAUAGGCUGGUGAAUCAAAGACUUCUGGAAGUACAGUCACAAGUUGAAGAAUUACAAAAAUCUUUACAGGAUCAAGGCUCAAAAGCAGAAGAUUCAGUCCUUCUAAAAAAGAAGCUUGAAGAACAUCUAGAGAAGCUGCAUGAGGCCAAUAAUGAACUACAGAAGAAGAGAGCCAUUAUUGAAGAUCUCGAGCCAAGAUUUAACAACAGCUCCUUAAAAAUUGAAGAAUUACAAGAAGCUUUACGAAAGAAAGAGGAAGAAAUGAAGCAAAUGGAAGAACGAUACAAAAAAUACUUAGAGAAAGCCAAAAGUGUCAUCCGUACUUUAGAUCCUAAACAGAAUCAAGGAGCAGCACCAGAAAUACAAGCUCUUAAAAAUCAGCUCCAGGAACGAGACCGACUGUUCCACUCAUUAGAGAAAGAAUAUGAGAAAACAAAGAGUCAGAGAGAGAUGGAAGAGAAAUAUAUUGUUAGUGCCUGGUACAAUAUGGGAAUGACCCUGCAUAAAAAGGCAGCUGAAGAUAGACUGGCAAGCACAGGCUCAGGGCAGUCAUUUCUGGCGAGGCAGAGGCAAGCAACCAGCAGCAGAAGAUCAUACCCAGGCCACGUGCAGCCGGCCACAGCAAGGUAGAGAAGUCGUGCCGCUCAAUUACAGACACCUGCACCCACAACAUACUUCUGUUACACACAAGAACAUUUCAGGAAACUCAGCCAGCUUAUUUUUUGUUUCUCUUCUGUGUCAAUACUUAGUGUUUCUCAUUUUGAGGACUUUUUCUCUCUCCUGUAUCUUUGUUUUAGUUUCUUUGGUUUUUAUUUUGUAGUCCUUUCAGUUAUUUUUAAUGUGCCAAAAAUUUGUACAUGUUCAAUUAAAAAUGUUGUAUAAUAGUGUAAUACUUUUCUUUGUAUGAAAAUGUCCUCUUCUUCAAAGGUAUAGGCUUUGUAAUGAAUUAGAUUUUCUGCCAAUAAUUGAUAUACAAUUUAUAUUCUUUAUUGUGCCUGUGUGUUACCAUGCUUUCUAAGAAUGUCUUUGUUUAAAGGGAAUUAAUCUUUUUAUGAUGUAUUAAUCUGUGUUUUCAAUUGUUUUCCAAGUACAGUUCAAAUAACUUGCAUAUUUACUAUACAAAAUGGUUGACAAGUGUUCUUUUUGCAAAGACGUGAAUACAUUGGCAGAGGUGCUAAUCACAUCUUCCCUAAGGCACCUAGUAGAAUUAUUUGAGGAAAAAAUGAGUUUUCACAUUGUUUUAUAGGAAAUUAAAUUUGUCCAAAGAUUUGGAGACUAUUUUUAAAACAUAAAUACAUAAAAUUUCAUUAUUUCCUGCUGUCUUGUUUGCUGGCAGAAGUGAAUGUUUGGUGAGGUUAUUUUGGGAUAAAUUACAAAAGAAAAAAAAUUAGGCACUGCAUUAAUUUCUUGUUCUUUUGGAAUAUCUUAGUAACUGAGGAUCAUUUUCUAACAAUGUGGUUGACAUACCUUCAGUUGCUUUCCACAUCUAAAAGAGUUAUCUUUCAUAUAUGUACAAGUUAUUGGUAGUCUUAUUUUUGGGCUGUUUGUUGACUUAUGCCCCGUUUGUUUUACUUGUUCUUUAAUAUAAAACCUUCCAUUUUUUAACAAUUUCUAACACUUGACAUCUUAAUAUCAGUCACUAACAUUAGUAACUUCUUGUAUGUUAUAUUAUGGCAGAUCUCUUUACGUUUUUUCUCACAUCUAUCUGCUAGUCCAGGAAUUUGUUACUAAAUAGAUUUUCUUGGAUAUUUGGUUGCCUCAAAGUGCUUACAUUUGUUAACAGAUUGUAAACCACAUUUAUUUACAUUGAUGAAUGGGCUGUCGAGUAAUCAUUGUAAAGCACUUUGUAUAUAUAAGGUGCUAUAUAAGUGCGAAAUAUCAUUCAUUUAUAAAUGAAAUGCCUUCUAACUUUCCAUAUUGACUUAUGUAUUUGGUCCCAAAUUAUAUUUAAGUCUUUUUUCUUGCAACGUAGCCCAUUUUUUGAAAGCAAAACAUUUCUGGAAUUAGGUCAUGGUUUUUUUGUUUAUUUUUAGGUUAGGUCACUUAAUAUAGGAGGAUGUUUUCUCAUGUACUUGCUAUUUGCAAGUUCAGGUUUCAUUUAGUUCUUUAUGUUAAAUACGAAUAAGUAACCUCAAAUCAAGCUAAAUGUAAUUAAGAAUUUUCAGCAACUGUAUUCAAGUGUUUGAUUUUUAAAUUCUUUCUUUCUUUUUAAUAAGAAAGAUGACCUAAAAAUCAGUAGUAUUUGUUUGUCCUCAGAAGCCGUAGUUGAAGAAAGAUAUUAGAGUAUACACAGAACUGGAGCCAUACAUUGUGCUAAUUUUUUACAUUAAGUACAGAAGUCUGAGCACAGCAUGAAUGCUUCUGCCUGACAAGACCACAAAGCAGCAAAAGUUAGGGAUAAAUGGAGAUAGCCAUGAGUAGAACUGCUGUAGGGCUUCAGGAGGCUAAGCAGACCUGAUCAACUGCAAAGUUUCCAAAGUAAAAGAUUAAAAACUUUCAGACGGUUCUUACCUCUACCCGUGUUUCACAAAUAGCCUGAGGAUCCAACUAUUUUUAAAGCAAAUUGGGGCCAGACGUGGUGCCUCACGCCUGCAAGCCCACCAUUUGGGAGACCUAGGUGGGGGUGGAUCACUUGAGGUCAGGAGUUUGAGACCAGGGUGGCCAACAUGGGGAAACCCCAUCUCUACUAAAUUACAAAAAUUAGCUGGGCAUGGUGGCAUGUGGCUGUAAUCCUAGCUACUUGGGAGGCUGAGGCAGGAGAGUCACUUGAACUCAGGAGCCAGAGACUGCAGUGAGCUGAGAUCGCACCACUGCAUUCCAGCCUGGGCGACAGAGUGAGACUCUGUCUCAAUCAGUCAAUCAAUCAAUCAAUCAAAUUGGAAUAUGAGCACUAACCUUGGUAAGUUAAAAUUUUGGGAAAAUUGUACCUGCAGAAUAUGAUGGAUGAAAACAAGAGCCAGGUGCAGUGGCUCACGCGUAUAAUCCCAGCACUUUGGGAGGCUGAGACAGGCACAUCACCUGAGGUCAGGACUUCCAGACCAGCCUGUCCAACAUGGUGAAACUCCGUCUCUACUAAAAAUACAAACAAUUAGCCAGGCAUGGUGGUGUGUGCCUGUAGUCCCAGAUACUUGGGAGGGUGAGGCAGGAGAAUUGCUUGAACCUGGGAGACAGAGGUUGCAGUGAGCCGAGAUGGCGCCAUUGCACCCCUGCCUGGCGACAAGAGCGAAACUCCGACGCAAGGAAGAAAAAAAAAAACAGUCUGUGAACUACUCACUGAAUGAGUUUUGUUCUGUGAGAUGAGAGGUUUUCAUUUUCAUUUUCUAUUUACAGCCUCAGUCCUAAUCUCCUACCCAUCCACCUACCCAGAUAUUUUUUCUCUAUCUGGGUUGGAAAGGCGCCAGGCUUUUAGAGGGGAGUUUUACUUCUGACUUUUUUUUUCCCCCGAGACAGAGCCUCGUUCCGUCACCCAGGCUGUAGUGCCGUGGCACGAUCUCGGCUCACUGCAGCCUCUGCCUCCCGGGUUCAAGCAAUUCUCCUGCCUCAGCCUCCGGAGUAGCUGGGAUUACAGGUGCCCACCACCAUGGCUGGCUAAUUUUUGUAAUUUAGUAGAGAUGGUGUUUCACCAUGUUGGCCAAGCUGGUCUCAAACUCCUGACCUCGUGAUCUACCCACCUCGGCCUCCCAAAGUGCUGAGAUGACAGGCAUGAGCCACCGCACCCAGUCGUACUUCUGACUUUUCUUCAGCAUCUGUUGUAUGCUAUUAUUUUGAUGUUUACAUUUAUAAUUUUCUUUUUCUUUUUUUUUUUUUUUGUGAGAUGAUGUCUCGCUCUGUCACCCAGGCUGGAGUGCAGUGGCGCGAUCUCGGCUCACUGCAAGCUCCGCCUCCCGGGUUCACGCCAUUCUCCUGCCUCAGCCUCCUGAGUAGCGAGGACUACAGGCGCCCGCCACUACGCCCGGCUAAUUUUUUGUAUUUUUUAGUAGAGACGGGGUUUCACCAUGUUAGCCAGGAUGGUCUCGAUCUCCUGACCUCGUGAUCCACCCGCCUCAGCCUCCCAGAGUGCUGGGAUUACAGGCGUGAGCCACUGCGCCCGGCCUACAUUUAUAAUUUUCAUUCUCCUUUACUGUACCUAUAAAAUUCAGUAUAUUAGUUUCAUUACAUAGGAGAAAUUAUAUUUCUAAACAUUUUAUGAUGUUUAAAAACAAAACAGGCUGUUGUAAAAAAACAAAACAAAACAAAAAAAAAACUUCUGAAUAUACUUUAGGUAUCAGAAAGCCAAGAAUAAAAUUUAGCUCUAACGGUGGCAACUCCAUGUCCGGUGUCCAGCUUUGGACAGGGUUUAUGACGUUUCUGUUUCUCUAGUAAUGAUUAAUGAUUCCUCAGGAGAUUCGUGAUGUUGUAUGGUCUAUCUGGAAAUUUAAAGUCACUAGGAGCUUUGCCUCAUCGUGAGUGAUGCUGUGCUGUAUUUUUACAAACUCUCGCAUACAGCAUCUUCCUGGGGCCACGUUGGCUUGUGCAGUGGAGCUUGUCCAGGCACCAGCAUGGAGCAAGUACAGGGUUGCUGUGUGGGGUUGGAGCACGCUGUCACCACAGUGUCUGAAGUCUUAUAAACAGGAAGAUCAUUUUCUGUUUUCCUUCUAACCAGGGUGAGAAAAUACAAAGUAAAGAACUAAAGAAUAUUAAAACCUAGCAUUUAUGUUCCACAGUGUGUAUUUCAGAAGUUUGUAAUCCAGAAAAUAUAGUAGUGUAUAAUAUCUGAAAAGAGAAUCAAGUAUACAAUUGUACAUAUUUUUAAAGAACUUUGAAAAACUCCGUCAUAUCUUUUACCAUUUGUCUAUUCGAUAGUAAUGCAGAAAAAGAAGUCCCUAAAGACCCCGUGUUCCAAAAUUUACCAAGAUUGACAUUUCUAUUAGAUAUCCUUAACCUAAGUGUUUUAAUUAGAUUAUUAGACUAUAAUAAGGAUGAAAUUGCUGUCUGUGAUUUUGUUGAGGUUUUAUUGUUAAUAUAAUAAUUAAAAAAUUAUUUAUUAAUUUUUUAUUAAUUAAUAAAUUAAUAAAUAAUUAAUUAAUUAUUUAUUAAUCUCUCCUUCCUUCCUUCCUUCCCUUCUUUUCUUUUUUCUUUUCUUUUCUCCUUCCUUUCUUCCUUCCCUUCCCUUCCCCUCCCCUCCCCCAGGCUGGAGUGCAGAGGCACGAUCCUGGCUGACUGCAAACUCUGCCUACCAGGUUCAAGCGAUUCUCCUGCCUCAUCCUCCCUAGUAGCUGGGAUUACAGGCAUCUGCCACCACGCCCAGCUAAUUUUUGUAUUUUUACAAAAUACAAAGAGACGCGGUUUCACCAUAUUGGCCAGGCUGGUCUCUAACUCCUGACCUCAGGUGAUCCAUCCACCUUGGCCUCCCAAAGUGCUGGGAUUACAGGCGUGCGUUACUGCCCCAGCCUCCUAUUUCCUUUUCGAAAGUAGCAGUUUGGUUUAUUCUCGUUUGCUGAGUAAUUGUUUGAAAUAUUUUUCAGCCUCUCCUGCUCCCUCACAAAAAUUCACCUGUUGUUUUAAUGAUAACAGCAUGUUAAAAACUUGGAAGUCUUUAUCCCAAUAUAAGAAUUAUCUUGAAACAAAAAUCUAAAUUACUUUUAAAAAUUCUCUUAACUCUGCAUUUAGUCUCCUAUUAUCUAGAUCUCUGAGUCCAGGAUAACUCCAGUUAUCCCCAGCUGGAUCAUGUGUGAUUUAUCUGAGAAAGCAUCCACAACCCACAGCUAGUGGAAACCGAGCUAGUUUACAGCUACGUGGAUAAGAACAUCUUUGUUUCUAAAGUGAGAGGAAAGUGCUUGGUAUCUUGCUUUUUGCUGAGGGCAAAAUAACAACAUGAAGACAAAGUGCUUUUUGUUGUCUAUUCAUGAAACUGUAGAAGAAUAUUUUGAGUUUUUAUUCUUAUAUUAUGAAGGGAUUCUUUGCCUAGCAGUGGCCGUCAAACUGAUGUAGCAUUGUACUUCUUAACAGUGAAGCCUGUGUAAUACCAUACAGUAGGAUGAAAGACUAUUCUGAGCAAAAUAAAAUGGGAUGUCAGAAUCUUUGAAAAUUAUUUUAUCAUUUUUUCUAUUUUUUCAUUUUUAUAAAUUAGAAGGAUUUUCCAUUCAAUAAGGAUAAUCUCUCUUCCUAUCAUUCUGUCAAAAUGGCAGUUUCUUUUGGUAAUUAUCCCACCUAGUUUCAUUACAUUUAGAAGGAGGUUUCAGAGCUUAUUCUUGAUAACUAUAAUAAUGAUUUGAAUGUUUUAUAUCAUGAAGUUUUUUCUAUGAGGAAAGCUAUUCUCAAUGUAUCUGUCAUCUAAUUUUUUAUUUUCUAUCUAUAAAGAAUAUUUAAAUAAUAAUUGGUGUAUGUUCCUUUUGUUGAAAAUGUUUUAUUGUCCAGUUUUAGCACAGAAGUGGUCUAAAGUUUUGCAGCAAACGCUGUUCAGUUCCCAGAAGCCUAAAAAAUAUAACAUAAUAUGCUAACAGAGCUAAUUUCCACCCAAUCCCUCAAAUUACCGAAGUAUUAAUAUUUAGCUUCCUUUCUAGAAAACAAGGGGCAGCACAAAUGGGGUGGCAUCCAUCUCUUUUAAAUCACUGAUGAUUUUCUGGGGAAGUAUGUAUAGAUGAUUUUAUUUUUUAAAUAGCCUUUUAUCAAACCAUUUCACAUGUAUUAUCUAUAUGACUAUAGAAACUUAUAAAACAUAUUUAAUUCAUGUUAACUUAAAACAUGAGCAUCCUUGGAUUCUCCACAUUGACUGAAAUGAUAGAGAAAGGGACAUUUGUUUGAGAAACAAGAGACCUGAACCUAAUUAUGGCAAGUAUAUGAGUUUUGAUGAUUGUGGGGGGUUAUAAAUGUUUUCCUAUGAUAGAUAAAUAUAUAGAUAUAGAUCAGGAAUUACUUGAUGUCUCUUCAGAAGUUUUCUGUUUUCUUAUAAUUUCCAGUAAUACUCUGUAAGACUCGGUUUGCAUGCUGUGUGUGUUUGCAUGAGUAUAGAAACCUAAGAACGUAAUGGAAGGCUAUUAAGGCAAAUUCAUUCCUAGAAAGUGGAGUGGAUCAUUGGGAUAAGAAAUAGCCUAAUUAUAAACAAAUAUGCAGGCAAAGGGAAGUCCUAAUACAAUGAAAACUUGCAUUAUCUAAACAGAUGUUCCCAAAGCAAUAGUUUGCCUAAAAUCCUCUGUAUUACAUGAUUAUUCAGUAAAAGAGUAAACAAAUAUCUAAUUUAUUUUCUAAUUGUCCUUCCCUUCAUUGAGUAUUAACUAGGUGCAUAAUGUAGUUGUAUAUGUUUAUUAGUAAAGGGAAAAACACUUAUUUUCAUUUUGAGACUGUUUGGCUAUUACUAAAGCUGAGAAAGUGAUUUUAGGUCGCCAAGGAUACUAUGAUUUGAUGAGAUGAGAAGAAAUCUGCGGUGGCUGAAGAUCGUGACCAACUUGGUGUUAUCUAGAUCUGCCUUAUCUAGUUUGCAAGCCAUAGGCUCAAUUUUAUGUCCUUCUUACUUACACACGGUAGCCCCACACAGUUUUGUUUUAAAUGAAGGCAAAAGUAGACAUUUUUAAAGUAUAUUCAACAUUGUGCCAUUAUUUACCUGAUAAAGGUGAAAUCAGAGGUGUCCACGGCCUCAAAGUUUGGGCCCAUGGGACUAUCAAAUCUGAAUUAUAUCUACUUAGAGCUUAGAGGAAGAAUCAGGUAUCAUGAGAAAAGCAACUCCUACUUGAGAGAAAGAAGACUACCAAAGCAUGUUGAGGCUUUAACAUGGGAGACUUCCAGGUAGGCGUUAUCACUUGAGUGGUAACUAGCUUGAUGAAGGAAAAUAAUUACUUUAGCAGUUAUGUUGUAAAAUUAAUAAAAAGGACUCAUGUUUAUUCUGGUGUAUUUGUCAACCCAAUCACGGAGUGAUUACUCCGUGUACAUUCUAUAGUGUGUGUAUUUUAUUUAGUGUUUUAAUAUAUAGUCUUUAUAUAGUAUCAAUAUUAUUUACUGUUACUUCUAGUCAUUUAUGUAGUAUAUUUUACUGCAAAAUUUGUAGCACUUUACUAAUAUUAGAUCAUUAUUUUCCCUCUUCCCCUCUACCUUUCUGGCAUUUUCUGUUAUCUUAAAGUCAGAAAUCUAAAGGUCUAAGUCUAGAAAUCUGUUGGAAGCUGGGUUGGAGCUACUGGGUAUGAGUUACUUUUUACAUGUCUCCUUAAGAAGACUCUUUUAUAAUGUAAUUCUUAGAAGCCAAAUCCUUUCAAACGCAAACACCCUUGAAACUUGAUGCUUUCUGAAGUUGUAUUCAUAAAAAUUAUCCCAUCUUACAGUUAAUUAGAAGAUGUUCUUACCUUUGGUUUGCCUGCCUCCUGAAACACAAACCUGCAGAUUGCCCCUAACUUCAGCAGUGCCUCCGUCACUGCAUGUACCUAAAAGACAGGAAAGCCGAGUUCUGGGAGCUGUCAAGUCGGAGGAUCAGGAAAAUGGUGGGGAAGAGGUGACUGGAAAGGCAGGCACUAAAGAUGGCAGGCUGCAAAAGCAUUCUGAGUUCCCCUGUAACAGAUAGGUUUUAUGAACUCGGCUGUUUUCUUUUUUCUUUUCUUUUCUUUUGAGAUGGAGUCUCACUCUGAGUCUCACUCUGUUGCCCAGGCUGGAGUGCAGUGGCACAAUCUCAGCUCACUGCAGCCUCCACCUCCCGGUUUCAAGUGAUUCUCCCACCUCAGCCUCCCGAGUAGUUAGGAUUACAGGUGCCCACCACCACGCCCAACUAAUUUUUGUAUUUUUAGUAAAGACAGGGUUUCGCCAUAUUGGCUAGGCUGGUUUUGAACUCCUGACCUCAGGUAAUCCACCCGCCUCGGCCUCCCAAAGUGCUGGGAUUGUAGGCGUGAGCCACCAUGCCCAGUGAACUUGGCCAUUUUCUUACAUUCAUAUAUAGCAAAGUUUUCAACUUGUCUACCGAGAGACUUUCUUUAGGAGCCAGGACUUCUACAUUUGUAACUUGAGUAUAUUAAUAUUCAAAUCAUAGUUCAAAAAUACUGAAAUACUUGUUUAUUUUGUUACAUAAAUAUGGACACAAUUACUGCCAAAGAAUAGAGAGAUUUGCUUAUGAGAACACUCUGUCAUUUGUUUUGUUCUGUUUGUAGAUGAGAGACAUGCUUUUAAAGUACAAAACGUUUCUCUUCUACCUUACCCCCUGUUCUACUGACGUGCUUUGCAUAAGAAGCUCAUCUAGAAGAGAGCAACGCUGGAAUAGAGAAGUCUAGACCCUGGCCUUUGAGGGAAAGGACUGCUUUUUUUCUCUCCCAAAUUAAAAAAUUAAAAGUGAAACAUAACACAUAAGGACGAAAUACAAUGUUCUGAAUAUCUUCCACUAAUUAAUUGUUGAAUGAUUAAGUCUCUAAGUAUCUUAACUUCCAUUGUCUUCUUGUUAACCUAGACAAGAGUAGAUUAUUCAGUAGCCACAUGUGACAGUUAAAAUUAAGUAAAAUUAAAACUAUAGUUUCUCAGUGGCCUAGCCACAUUUCAAGUGUUCCACAGUCACAUGUGGAUAGUGGUUACCUAUCAGACAGUACAGGUAUAGAACAUUUCCAGUAUUGCCGAAAAUGCUAUUAAACAGCACUUUUAUUGCCCAGAGAGAAAAUAAGGACAAAAUAAAGGCAGUGAAGUAACUUAAGACAACUCUGAGAUUUUACCACCAUACUUAGAGAAAGUUUUUCUCUAAUAAAAAUUAAUACUAAUCCUUUUUAAAGACCUUGGAAAAAAUCAAAACCCCAUUCCUUUAAGCUAGUCUUCAGUAUAUAUUUUUCUAAGAACAGAUUCUCAAUACUUUAUUUUUCAAGUGAUAAAAUCAUUUUAUAAAUCAUUUCUUAAUAUCUUCAGUGUUUUUUCCCUUUUUAUGUAAACUCUUUUAAAAUUGAUAUUAGCUGGGCAUGGUAGCUCAUGCCUAUAGUCCCAGCUACUCCAGAGGUCAAGGCAGGAGCAUCGCUUAAGCCCAGGAGGUUCAGGCUGCAGUAAGGUCUGAUCACACCUGACUGCACUCCAGCCUGGGUGGCAAAGCAAGACCCCUGUCUCUAAAAAAAAUAUAAUAUAAAUUGAUGUUAUAUAGUUAACAUUUAUCAGGCAAAUUCAUAUGAAUGCUUAUUUCAAAUAAAGAUUGAUAGACUUAAUGAUAUCCUUCCUUUUAAAUUUAUAUAGAUCUAAUGAACAUUGCCAACAGUUUUUUUUUUUGUUUCUGUCCCUUAAACAUUUCCCCUGAAAGUCCACCUCAAAGGUACAUCAAGAUGCAAACAAUUUUUUUAUCUUCAUAACUUCCUGCUCUUAUUAACUUGUAUUAUGAAUCAAAUUAGGUUUUAUGUAUAAGGCAUUUACUAUUCCAGUGACUUAGCUAAUGAAAACAUUUAAAAGUAUGUAUUAAUUUACUUGGCCUGCUACUAAAGUGCUUAACAUAACUAAAUGGAUCUGUAGUAACAUGUCUAAAUUUUUUAAUGGAAAUAAGGGACUAACCAUAAUCCUUUUGAGUCAGCUUGGUGCUUAGAAUUAUUUUGUUAGGCAGUCUUGAUGCUUUCUUCUUUCUCUUUAAAUUUUUGUAAUCAAGCAACAGACUUGAUCCAGCAGUGUCGAAUUCCAAGCAAGUUAUGAUGAAAUUCUUAUUGUAGUUCAAGUACAGAUGGGUAAGUGGUGUGACUUCAGUUUAUUAUCUUCUUGGUGACCUACUUUAGUAUGUGUUCUGUAGCGAUUCAUAUUAGUUAAGGGACGUUUUCAAUAUGCUUGAAAUAAGAAAUAGCAUUUUACUCUAAAUACAAGUAAUGACUGUACACAAAUGCCAAUCAGUGAUUUGGGGCCUUUUAAUGUCUUUAACAGCAAUCUUUUAUUUAUUUAUUUUUUUUUUUUUUUUUGAGACGGAGGCUUGCUCUGUCACCAGGCUGGAGCAGUGGCACGAUCUCGCCUCACUGCAACCUCCGCCUCCCGGGUUCAAGCUAUUCUCCUGCCUCAGCCUCCCAAGUAACUGGGACUGCAGGCACAUGCCACCACAUCCAGCUAAUUUUUGUAUUUUUAGUAGAGACGGGGUUUCACCUUGUUGGCCAGGAUGAUCUCGAUCUCUUGAUCUCGUGAUCUGCCCACAUUGGCCUCCCGAAGUGCUGGGAUUACAGGCAUGAGCCACUGCGCCCGGCCCAAAUCUUUUAUUUUUUAACAGCCUUAGUUAUUUAUAAUUCAAAUGCACUAAAAUAUCAUCGCUGUCAUGAACUUUGCUGUUUACAGGUUCUGUGUAAUUCAGAAUGCUUUGUACUUAGAAAAUAAUUUCUAGGCUUAUCUCGUUUUGCAGUUUUCAUGUUUUGACAAUUGCCCACCAUUUACAACACUCAAUUUUUGAUUAUGAAAUGAAUAGUAAAAUUCAAACAUAUCUAAUAAUAAUUUGCCUUAGUUUGAUUAAUAAAUUAUAUCAAAAAACUUGGGGAUAGAAAGAGGCUUUUUUUUCCCCUGUAGUAUUUUUAAAACUUUUUAGAUGAGCUGGAUGAAACCUUAGUACAUUGGAGCUGGAGUUGUAUUGAGUACAGCCCCAACUCUGAAGCCUUAUAUUCAUGUCUUAAGUACUAUUGAUUGUUCUGUGAAUUGUUGUUAGUUUCAUAUUUGACAUUGUAGUAAUCCACCUUGCAUUUUAGUCUUUGCAAAAAGGAUAUUGCUAGGUAUAUUCUUAUUUCUGAUUGAGUAUUGAAUUUACAUUUUUCACAAUUUCAUUCUUUGUCAUUAUAAUCCAAAAACAAUGUCCACAUCGGACUUGGAACUUCUCACUUCAGAAAUGAAAUACAGAUUUAGCACUGUUGUACAUAAUGAUGUCCAAGCAUUUUUCCACCUGUUUACUGAGUUUUCCAACCAUUUACUAUGUGUUGAGAUUGGUGGGUUUUCUGGCUGUUUUUCUGAGGUGAAUGACUUGUUAAAGAGCCUCAGUAAGAAAUUUCAACUGAAAUCACAAAAACAUAAAGUCCAGGAAACCACCAGAAGAUGGAUUUUUAGUGUUUUUGAAAUCUUGUAUUUCCUUUUGAUAUCAUUUACUCAUUUUAAUUUUACGACUGCCAACUUGUUACGGUAUUAAUUAUAUGUAUGUGUUUAUAUGUAUGCAUAUAAUAUAUGUAUAUGUAUAUGAAGAAUAAAGUUAAGAUUUGGUCAAACUAUAUUUUCCCAUUCAAGUACAAAAAUGUUUUCAAGGCUGCAAAAAGUGUACAGUUGUUAAACAAGUUGUAAAUAAAGACUUGUAUAAAAAUUCA
This is a messenger RNA of Gorilla gorilla gorilla (western lowland gorilla), 13999 nucleotides long. RefSeq names its product hook microtubule tethering protein 3 (gene HOOK3). The record is from RefSeq and is a predicted model, not a curated record. Gene Ontology annotation, biological process: cytoskeleton-dependent intracellular transport; cytoplasmic microtubule organization. Gene Ontology annotation, cellular component: centrosome; cytoplasm. Lineage: Eukaryota; Metazoa; Chordata; Mammalia; Primates; Hominidae. The coding region runs from base 249 to 2405 and encodes 718 amino acids. Gene Ontology annotation, molecular function: microtubule binding; dynein light intermediate chain binding. The transcript is spliced from 22 exons.